GCGUUUCAUGCUGUCGCCUUCUCAUCAUCGAUUGAUUCCAAUCGAGCGCGGCGGCGAGCACGACGACCACAAGCAUGACCAGUCGGGUUGGAAGCAAGCUCAAGUUUGCUGGAAAGGCCAAGGAGGCCGCCCCAGAGGUUGUCCGCUCCGGAUAUGUCACGAAAAUGGGUCAAGUUGUGAAGAACUGGAAGAUGCGCUGGUUGGAGCUGUACAGCAAUGGCAUGUUGGUGUACUACAAGAAGGAGCCGCGCAAGGACGACAAACCGCAAGGCGAAGUCAACAUCGCCAGCGACUGCCUCGACAUCCUCACACACGCUCAGGCAACCGCCAAACAAAUGUGCAAAUGGCCUGAGGACGUCGCCGACGGUUCUGGGUUUGCACUCGUGACGCGGUCUGGGCGCACCUAUUUCAUGUAUUGCGAUUCUGUCGAGGAGGCUGAGCGCUGGAUCACCAUGUGCGCAAACGUUGCCGCCAAUGCACGAUAUGAGGACGGCGGCGACAGCAUCCGCGAGAUACGGUCCCGUCGCGGAUCUGUCAGGCGCCCGGAGACGAGCAAGCAGCAGACGGAGCUUGUGCCUGAUUUGCCCAACGAUGAAGGCAAGGACGUGUGUUAUGUGCACAAGGUUGUUGGCGGUGUGGUGAUCAAGGAGAAGCACACGGUGCAGUGACGCCACGCGUGUAGUGGUGGUGGUGGUGGUGGUGGUGAUUUCUUGUUCUGUCUAAAGCUAUGGUUUGAAUGAUUGACUGAUUGGUUGCGAUGCUGACAGCAGUGAUGAUGAUGAUGCUGAUGAUGAUGAUGAUGAUGAUGAGUUCAUGCUCGUUCGAAACUCGUUCGUUGUGACUGUAAUGAACCAAAGUUUGAUAUUGAGCUGUGACAACAACAAAGGAAGACAUGCGACGCAC
Messenger RNA from Salpingoeca rosetta, 903 nucleotides. RefSeq lists its product as uncharacterized. Bases 75 to 668 code for a protein of 197 amino acids. Gene Ontology annotation, biological process: regulation of cell differentiation. Lineage: Eukaryota; Choanoflagellata; Craspedida; Salpingoecidae. Gene Ontology annotation, cellular component: membrane. The record is from RefSeq and is a predicted model, not a curated record. The transcript has 8 exons.